UUCACAUUCCUAUAAUUUUUAAGACAUAUCAUGAAGAUCCAAGAAUAUUAUUCAUCCUCACUCAAGAUCACAACACUUCUAAUUAUUACAAUAUUUGUUCUUGCUACAUCAACCUCAUCCAAGAGUACCAAGUGCCCCUUUAGCCAUGUUUUCCACCUCGGUGACGGAUUCUCCGACACCGGAAACUCUGUCCGCGUUCUUGCAUCGGGCCCUUCUCUUCCACCGUCGAGGUUGCCUUAUGGUUCGACCUUUCCCGGCACGCCUACCGGCCGUUGGUCUGAUGGCCUUGUUAAUAGCGACUAUGUCGCGCGAGCUCUUGGACUCCCGAAUAUUCGAUCUUAUUUGCCAGUUAAUAACUCCCGGGACAAUGAUGGAGUUAUCCUUUCAGUUGCACGAAGUCCUGUUCUCGAUCUUGAAUUUUUUGAGUCCAGAGGCGUCGAUUUUCCACCUUUCGCGGUUCCAUUGAAAGUUCAACUGCAGUGGAUUCAAUCUUAUCUCGAUUCUGUUUGUUCGAAUUCUACAGAUUGCAUUGCCGAGAUUCUUAAAGAUUCGGUUGUACUAAUCGGAUACGAGGAUGGUAAUGAUAUCGGCUAUCCGUUGAGUCAGGGCAAGUCCAUUCGAGAAGUAGAAACUUACAUACCAUUCAUUACAAAUGCAACGAUAGAAGGCGCAAGAGAGUUGAUCAAAUUGGGCGCAACACGAGUGGUGAUAACAGGUAGCAAUCCGCUCGGAUGCUUCCCAUAUAUCCUCACAGCCUUGGGCAACAGCUCUAGCUUUCUUGAUUACGAUCUUUCAGGAUGUCUAAGAAAUAUUAAUAAUCUCAUUAUAUCCCGAAACAAUGAUCUUAACCUAGCUACCACAAGACUAUCUCUAGAAUUCCCUCGUGCAACUAUCUUAUUCGCCGACAUUUAUGCACCUGUACGAACUAUCAUUAGCACAACGGCUCUAUCAGGCACAAAUCCACUAAAAGCUUGUUGUGGAAUUGGAGGAAAGUACAACUUCGACCCGAAUAGAUUUUGCGCGAGCCCGGGAGUUCCGGUUUGCGCAAAUCCAAAUAGAUCCGUCUCUUGGGAUGGUUUACACCUAACGCAAGAGACUCAAGUACGGAUCACCCGCAUCAUUGCUCCAAUUUUUCUUCCAUUGCUCAAAUGCAAAUUAAUUUGAACAAUCGAAAAAUGAUGAUGAUGUAUGGUGAUAAUAGCUGAGUCUUACGGCACCUCAAGCGAUAUAGUGAUUGCCUAUAUGAGAUGCAAUUAUGUUUUUACGUAAUAAAAGUUAAGUAAUAAAAUUUUCUUAUAUGUAAUACAA
Andrographis paniculata is the source of this 1308-nucleotide messenger RNA. Its product is annotated as acetylajmalan esterase-like. Gene Ontology annotation, molecular function: hydrolase activity, acting on ester bonds. The record is from RefSeq and is a predicted model, not a curated record. NCBI's taxonomy places the organism in Eukaryota, Viridiplantae, Streptophyta, Magnoliopsida, Lamiales, Acanthaceae. The coding region runs from base 31 to 1164 and encodes 377 amino acids. The transcript is spliced from 5 exons.